Penicillium digitatum Pd1 is the source of this 306-nucleotide messenger RNA. Lineage: Eukaryota; Fungi; Ascomycota; Eurotiomycetes; Eurotiales; Aspergillaceae. The record is from RefSeq and is a predicted model, not a curated record.
AUGUCCACCUGGGACAUCCAGAUUGAAUACCCCGCAGACUCUCCACGGGGCACAAUCACCUCUGUGACCCCGCGUGAACCCUCUACUAAGGAAGAUGUUGAGUCUCCUCUAGCAUUACCAGCCUUAACACACUCUCACAUUCACCUUGAUAAAGCCUUCAUCCACAGUACACCUGAAUAUGCUCCAUUUCUGCCUACAGCUGGCACUUUCCAGGAGGCGUUGUUCUCCACAACCAAGGCCAAACAACAAUUCAGCCAUUCUGAUCUCAUUAGAAGAGGGGAGUGGCUUCUUUCUGAGUUCGUUUGA